AUGCUUUACCUGCACAACGACAAGCUCCAGCCGCUCAACGUCGACCGCGGAGUCUCCCUCGCCGGAAUCAUCUCAUUCUCACCACAACUCACCUCGCUUCAGCUCUACCUUACGGAUGCAAGUAGCGGGACCACGAUCAGCGAGGAGGUUGUCAAACCACCUAAGGAACGCGAUGAGAGUUAUAGUUUGAAUAUUCCUGCUGAAGGAGGCGAGGCGAAGUUGACUGCGAACACUACCCUGGGGUUGUUUAGAGGGUUGACUACGUUCGGUCAGCUCUGCUUCCUAGUAGAUGAUAUCAAUCGUCUACUCGAUACAAUCAGCUGGGUCAACCUGAACCAAUUCCACUUGCAUAUCAUCGAUUCUCAAUCCUUCCUGCUCAAACUUCCCAACUUCCCAGAGAUCGCCAAUGCAGGCGCGUAUUCGAACGACUCGACGGACUCCGCAGGAGAUGUAUCGAAGGUCGUCGUCGCGUUCGCCGCUUUGCGCGGUAUUGACGUACCCGUCGAGGUCGAUACGCCCGGACACACCUCCGCGAUAUCAGCUUCUCAUCCAGAGCACGUAGCGUGUGCGGGUAAGACUCCUUGGGCUACAUAUGCAAAUGAACCUCCUGCGGGUCAAUUACGUCUCACUUCAGACAAUACUGCGAACUUUACUGCCAGCCUACUUGCGGACAUAGUAAAUUUGUUCCCGUCGAGUUUGUUCAUCACGGGAGGGGAUGAGAUUAACGCGAACUGUUAUCAGAACGAUGAGAAGACGCAACAGAGUUUGAGUUCGAGUGGGAAGACGAUUGAUCAGGCGCUUGAUGGGUUUACGAACGUCACACAUAAGGCUGUUGGGGGUGCUGGGAAGACGCCUCUUGUUUGGGAGGAGAUGGUUUUGCAGCAUAACGUGACGCUCGAGAAUGAUACUGUCGUCAUGGUCUGGAUCUCGUCAGACGACGUUAAGGCCGUCGCAGAGAAAGGAUUCCAAAUCGUACACGCUGCAUCGGACUACUUCUACCUUGACUGUGGUGCUGGUGGUUGGGUCGGUGCGAACCCUGCAGGAAACUCCUGGUGCGACCCAUUCGAAACCUGGCGAAAAUCCUACUCCUUCGACCCAUACGGGAACCUCACAUUCGACCAAUACCCUCUCGUCCUCGGUGGAGAGUCCCUCUGGACAGAACAAUCCAGCCCAGAGAACAUGGAUUCGAUCAUUUGGCCACGUGCAGCGUCAGCUGCAGAGGUAUUCUGGACUGGAGAUCAACUACCAGGCGGGGUGAACCGCACGAGUUUGCAAGGAGUGCAGAGUGCGUUGCCGAGAUUGCAUGAUUGGAGUUUUAGAACACGGGCGAGGGGUACGAAGACGAUUAGUUUGCAGCCGUUGUGGUGUGCGCUUAAGCCUGGGGUGUGCGAUUUGACGGCGUAA
Messenger RNA from Fomitiporia mediterranea MF3/22, 1404 nucleotides. RefSeq lists its product as uncharacterized. Gene Ontology annotation, molecular function: beta-N-acetylhexosaminidase activity. Lineage: Eukaryota; Fungi; Basidiomycota; Agaricomycetes; Hymenochaetales; Hymenochaetaceae. The transcript is spliced from 4 exons. Gene Ontology annotation, biological process: glycosaminoglycan metabolic process; carbohydrate metabolic process. Gene Ontology annotation, cellular component: membrane. The record is from RefSeq and is a predicted model, not a curated record. The coding region runs from base 1 to 1404 and encodes 467 amino acids.